Molecule: messenger RNA, 1969 nt
Organism: Clarias gariepinus (North African catfish)
Lineage: Eukaryota; Metazoa; Chordata; Actinopteri; Siluriformes; Clariidae
Gene: sdcbp
Product: syndecan binding protein (syntenin)
Exons: 9
Coding region: 58-990 (310 amino acids)
Cellular component (GO): cytoplasm; plasma membrane
Molecular function (GO): protein binding
Source: RefSeq, a predicted model, not a curated record
AUCAUCAUCAUCAAGGUAACUGAUAUCUAGAGUGCAACAAGAAACAGAACACCGAUCAUGUCACUGUAUCCGUCUUUAGAAGACCUGAAGGUGGAUAAAUUUAUUCAGGCGCAGAAUACCCCUACUGCCAGUCCAUCCAAAGCCCCGCCCCUGGCACUCACUGACCAUGCACACUAUCAAUAUAGCCCCGCCCAUACGGGGGCAAAAGUGGAGGAAAUUGGAACAGAUGCCUCUGGAGGUUUGUAUCCUCAGCUGAGCGAGUUUAUGGGUCUGAAUCUUAAUAUUGAGGCAAUAAAAGCCUUUUCUACCACAGUUCCAGAGCAAACUAGUGGUGCUCUUAGUGUUCAUUCGUCGGGCACGAAUUGGGCCGUUGCUCCUGUAACUGGCAGUGAUAUAGGAGUGAAGAGGGCUGAGAUUCGGCAAGGCGUUCGAGAGGUGGUGCUCUGUAAAGACAUGGACGGCAAGAUUGGCCUCCGUCUCAAAGCCAUAGACAAUGGGGUGUUUGUACAGCUUGUACAAGUGAACACUGCAGCAGCGUUAGCAGGGCUUCGCUUUGGUGAUCAGAUUCUACAGAUCAAUGGAGAGUCCUGUGCUGGCUGGAACAGUGACCGUGCACACAAGGUUCUGAAGAACGCCAAUCCUGAGAGAAUAACACUCGCUGUACGAGACAGGCCAAUGGAGCGUGCCGUCACUCUGCAUAAGGACAUGAGCGGGCAGCUUGGUUUCUUGUUUAAGAAAGGCAGAAUUACAUCCAUAGUGAAGGACAGCUCUGCAGCACGUAAUGGACUCCUUACUGACCAUCAGAUCUGUGAAAUCAAUGGACAGAAUGUGAUUGGAUUGAAGGACUCCCAAGUGUCAGACAUCCUUAACACUAGUGGGAAUGUUGUGACUAUAACUGUGAUGCCAGUGGUUAUCUUUGAACACAUGAUGAAAAGAAUGUGCAACAGCAUAGUGAAAUCUCUAAUGGACCACUCGAUUCCUGAGGUGUGAUAUGGAUUCUACUCAGAAUGGGCUUGCUUCCGCGUGCACUACAGCUUAGACAAAGUGGCGUACACAUGCACAGUGGUCGGGCUUUUUAGCAGUUUAAUCCAAUAAAUGAAAAAUAAGAUUUUUUUUAUUUUCCACAGUAUGUCUCUCCUUUAUUGUUAAUUAAUCCUUUUAUGUAAAAUGUGCAGUGUUUUUCAAUGCUGAAUUAUUCUCAGAACUCAAAUGACAACUUCAGUGAAACGUCAGUUAAAAGGGGCUUUAUCUGCUUUGCUGUUUCAUUUGUUAAAUGGUGAUAGAGUUCCUUGGUUUUUCAUUUUCUUGAAAAUACACUUUUUCCAAUUUUCCAAUGUCUUAUUUAAAGUUUACUUUUUCUUUGCCCAACUUUCCGCAAACACUAGUAAGAUACUUCAUUUUUUUCUCUCUUUAUUUUUCCUUGUACUAAUUUCUUAAAGUAGUCACAUUUUUCUCAACGCAUACUGUACAGAAGAAGCCACAAUAUAAAAGGAUUUAUAAAACUAUGCACAAUUGCUGCAACAAACAUAAAGUAAUUGUAAAAUUGCAACAACAUGACAGUUUGUAAAUAUAUUAGACUCCUUUAAGUAAGUAAAUUAUAUGUGGUUUUAGUAACCUAUUCUUUAUAAAGCAGGUUUCCUUUCAGUCAUCCCAGUGAACUAUGUUGAUAUAAAUAUAUAUGAUUAUUAUUGAUUGAUUAUUAUAUAAUAAUUAUAUGAAAUAAAAUAUAAAGAUAAAUAUAUAUGUGAAAAUGAGCUUAGUUUUUACAAGAUAUUACUGUAUAAACGUGUUGACAUCUUUUUCUGUUCUUUUUUCCUGAUUUAAAUGAAUCAUCAUAAUUCAGUGUUGAUUUCAAUGGUUUUAAGAUUAGUAAAUAAUGUCAAGAUAGCAUUAAACAUCUAUUCAUUUAGCAUGUCCAGGAUUAUAACAUUGCAUAUUGUCUAUUGAUAAUGACUUUGUGUUUUGAUAU